Protopterus annectens (West African lungfish) is the source of this 2572-nucleotide messenger RNA. Its product is annotated as putative N-acetylated-alpha-linked acidic dipeptidase. Gene Ontology annotation, molecular function: carboxypeptidase activity. The record is from RefSeq and is a predicted model, not a curated record. Lineage: Eukaryota; Metazoa; Chordata; Ceratodontiformes; Protopteridae. The transcript has 17 exons.
AUGACUGUUUCAAGGGUAACAAAGAUUAGUAUACUGUGUGGUAUAACAUGUUUUAGCAUAGGGAUAUUAAUAGGACGUUUUGCUAUUAAUCGUAUCCUUACUGAAUGUGUGGAAAAUGUGAAUCCUGAUGGAAAAGGUGGAAACAACAGCAUAAGCCAAGAACUUAUGAGAGAAAUCAAGGCAGAAAAUAUCAGGAAGAAUUUAGAGUUUUUCACAAGGAGACCUCACAUUGCUGGCAGCCAGCAAGAUGAAGAGGUUUUGCUCAACCAUAUUGUUAAAGAAUGGAAGGCCCAACUAGAUGGAGUUAAAAUCUACUCUUAUAAGGUGUUGCUGUCAUAUCCAAAUGCAUCUGAUCCUAACUAUGUGGCUCUUGUGCUUGAAAAUGGAACUGAAGUAGAACAGUCUGCGAAAGUUGAAAAAGCCAUCUUUCCAGAGCAGAAUGACUCGACUGUUGCAACACCAUUCAAUGCAUACUCACCUUCUGGAACUGUCACAGGUGACCUUGUUUAUGUUAACUAUGGAACCAUAGAAGACUUCAUGUAUCUGAAAAGAAAUCUUUCCAUUGACCUUAAUGGAAAAAUUGCAAUCGCUCGCUAUGGAAAAAUAUUCAGGGGUGAUAAGGCCUCUCAUGCAGCACAAUUUGGUUGCAGUGGAAUGAUACUUUAUUCCGAUCCAUCAGACUAUGCGGUGAGUGAUGAAAUGAAAGUAUAUCCAGAUGACUGGUGGUUACCUGGAACUGGUGUGCAAAGAGGAACACUUUUACAGGUGCCAGGAGAUGUUCUUACUCCAUUCUAUCCAUCAAUUGAAUCUGCGUACUUUAAUGCAUCUACUUUCAACAUGCCAUCGAUUCCUGUUACUCCAAUUUCAUACAAUGAUGCUGUAAAAUACCUCAGGUAAUUAAAUGGACACGUUACAAGACAGUCUUGGCACGGAAAGCUGAACAUUACCUACAGAACUGGACCUGGGUUUGUAGCACCACAUAACACCAGUAAAAUGAAGCUUUAUGUUCGCACAUUCAACGAAAGAAGAAUAACAAAAAAUGUCAUUGGAUUUAUUCGAGGGCAGUAUGAACCAGAUCGAUAUGUGAUUAUUGGAAAUCAUCGUGAUGCAUGGGUCUUUGGAGCUGUGGAUCCUUCAAGUGGUACAGCAUCUAUAAUGGAACUGAGUAGAGCCAUGGGGAAAUUAUUAAAAAAUGGGUGGAGACCACGGAGAUCCAUAAUAUUCUGUAGCUGGGGCUCAGAAGAGUAUAAUCUUAUAGGAUCAUCUGAAUGGGUGGAAGAAAUGGUAAAACCUCUAAGUGCAAGAGCAGUUGCUUACAUAAAUAUUGAUUGUGCAAUUGAAGGUAAUGUAACUUUGUACCCACAUGGAACUCCAAACCUUUACAAUUUGAUUCAAGAAGUUGCCAAGAAGGUUGAAAAUCCAGACCCAAAAGAAUAUGAUAAAGGAAGAAGAACUGUCUAUGAUACAUGGCUGGCAAAUAUUCCAUCUGAUUAUGACCCAAGUGUUCCUCAGGUUGGAGACCUAGGAUCUGGAAGUGACUACACAGCUUUUCUACAGACUUUAGGAUGUUCUGCAGUUGAUUUGUUGUACUCAUUCCGUCCGAACUAUAACAUUUCUUCAUACCCAGUGUACCACUCAGCAUAUGAGACUUUUGAUCUAGUUUCCCGGUUCAUGGAUCAGAAAUUUACAUUUCACCAGGCUGUGACUCGGAUCGCUGGUGAGCUUGCACUGACCCUGGCUGAUAGUGUCCUGCUGAAUCUAGAUUGCAACCAGUAUGCCCAGAAACUAGAACGAAUUUUUACAGGUGUCCAACAAGGCUAUGGCACUCUUUUAAACAAGCACAAUAUCACACUUGACUGGAUCAAGGCAGCCAUACAAGAAUUCAAGGAGGCUGCAGCUGGGCUACACAACAGGAUCGAAAAAGUAAACCUUACCAAUCCUCUUGAAGUACGUGCAGUGAAUGAUCAGCUGAUGAACCUUGAGAGGGCCUUCAUUGAUCCUAUGGGAAUUUAUGGCAGACCACAUUUUAGGCAUGUCAUCUAUGCUCCAAGUAAACACAAUGCAUAUGCAUCAACUAGUUUUCCUGGGCUGGCAGAUGCUUUGUUUGAUAUUGAAAAUGAUGAAAACCAAGAUGAACGCUGGGAACAAGUCAAGAAGGAAAUAUCCAUUAUUGCCUUCACAAUUCGGUCAGCUGCAAGUACCAUAAGAACUGUCAGUGACAUUGGAGGAUGCUGAAUUAAUUCAUAAGGCACCGUUAUUGAACUGAACAUUUUUCAGUGGAUGAAAAAGAAGAACUUUUAAAUGGAAACAGUUUAGUAACAUUUUUGACAGUAUAAUAAUAAACUGUGUGUCUGACUGCAUUCAGUACACAUUUGUAAUGUCAGUCUUGAAAAAUGUCAAAUACUUUUCAGUUCCUUAAUGUUUAUAGUUCAGCACUUCAAGAUGAAGUCUGUAAUCAUAUAUGCUGCAAUUAUCCCUGGAAAUAAUAAUAAAAAAGUGAAAGGAAAAUGUUGUGCAACAAUUUCUUGUAGAGUGGCAUCUGUAGUUCCAUUUGUAAAUAAUACAGCUAGCA